AUGGUGGCCUACGCGUUGCAGGCAGGCUUGUGCCUGUUCAUGGUCGUCCCAGGACUGCCCGUGGGUGGCGACCAGCACCAGGUGCGGCUGCUCUCAUCCCCAGGGAGCCCAGCUGCUCCUGUUCCCAAAGGGCCCGGCCUCCCCUCAACCAGGAGGCUCUGGCUGCUGGCUGCCAGCCAACACCUGGGUCCUGCCCAGGCUCCCCCAAGCCCGCCACCGGCCUUCAGCCUCCCAGAUAGGCCCUGCAGACACUCCAGCCCCGGCCUCACCAUCAGCCCCUGGAUGCACAUCCUGACCCCACGUUCCACUUUCAUCCACCGAGAGCCACCCCUGUCCCUGCCACCCCUGCCUCCUUGGCAGUCCUUCUGCAAGGGCGCGUGCGGAGGAGACUCACUGCAGUCUCCCGGCAAAAGGGACUGGGAGGGGGCCUCCAGGGCCCACGCCCUGCCUGCCUGGUGCGGGUGGGCGGAGGGAGAAGGCGAAGUCUGUGACGGCGAGAGGCGCUCUGUGGAGCCGCAGCGCUGCGCGGAGCGCCCUCCCCUCUCGAGCCUCGCCUUCUGUGGUGUCCCGGAGCCCAGGGGAGCCCCACCCAUCGGGGCUUCCUCCUUCUGCCACCCCCUGGAGGAGGAUGUGGGGGUGUCACCCCUGGGCCUGCGCAAGCACCCACGCGUGUGCAGUGAGUCCCCAGGACUCUUUGGGGUCCAGCUCUCCCCAGAGGGUGGGAGCAGCUCUGGCCCCUCCCCACGAGAGGCUAGAAUGAGACUGCGCUCCUCAGCCACCCACGACAGUCUCGGUGACUCAGUCCUCCGUGCCCCAUCAUUGGCCCUUGAGGGCAGAGCUUCAUCCAGGGAAGACAUGGGCUUUGUCCAGUGCAGCCCACUCCAUGGAGGCCCCGUUAGUAAAUCACUGAGCGCCCAGCCCCUCGCAGGGGAGCCCCUGGUGCACGGCCUUGUGAAGCUGGGGAUUCACUGUGUCACGUGCCAAAAGGUCGCCAUCAAAAUCGUCAACCGGGAGAAGCUCAGUGAGUCUGUGCUCAUGAAGGUGGAGCGGGAGAUAGCCAUCCUGAAGCUCAUCGAGCACCCGCACGUCCUGAAGCUGCACGACGUCUAUGAAAAUAAAAAAUAUUUGUACCUGGUGCUAGAACACGUGUCCGGCGGAGAGCUCUUCGACUACCUUGUGAAAAAGGGGAGGCUGACUCCCAAGGAGGCCCGCAAGUUCUUCAGACAGAUCAUCUCCGCCCUGGACUUCUGCCACAGCCAUUCCAUAUGCCACAGGGACCUGAAACCCGAGAAUCUCCUCCUGGACGAGAAGAAUAAUAUUCGCAUCGCCGACUUCGGCAUGGCGUCGCUGCAGGUUGGCGACAGCCUGCUGGAGACCAGCUGCGGAUCCCCCCACUACGCCUGCCCCGAGGUGAUCCGGGGCGAGAAGUACGACGGCCGGAAGGCGGACGUGUGGAGCUGCGGUGUGAUCCUGUUCGCCCUGCUGGUGGGAGCGCUGCCCUUCGACGACGACAACCUGCGGCAACUGCUGGAGAAGGUCAAGCGUGGCGUCUUCCACAUGCCCCACUUCAUCCCGCCCGACUGCCAGAGCCUGCUGCGCGGCAUGAUCGAGGUGGACGCGGCGCGGCGCCUCACGCUAGAACACAUUCAGAAACACGUGUGGUAUAUAGGGGGCAAGAACGAGCCAGAGCCUGAGCAGCCCAUCCCCCGCAAGGUGCAGCUCCGAUCCUUGCCCAGCCUGGAGGACCUGGACCCUGACGUGCUGGACAGUAUGCACUCCCUGGGCUGCUUCCGCGACCGCAACAAACUGCUACAGGACCUGCUGUCCGGGGAGGAGAACCAGGAGAAGAUGAUCUACUUCCUUCUCCUGGACCGGAAGGAGCGGUUCCCGAGUCACGAGGACGAGGACCUGCCCCCCAGAAACGAAAUAGACCCCCCUCGGAAGCGUGUGGAUUCCCCCAUGCUGAACCGGCACGGCAAGAGGCGGCCGGAGCGGAAGUCCAUGGAGGUGCUUAGCGUGACGGAUGGCGGCUCCCCGGUGCCCGCCCGCAGAGCCAUCGAGAUGGCCCAGCACAGUCAGAGGUCGCGGUCCAUCAGUGGCGCCUCCUCCGGCCUCUCCACGAGUCCGCUCAGCAGCCCCCGGGUGACCCCUCACCCCUCUCCGAGGGGCAGUCCCCUCCCCACCCCCAAGGGGACGCCCGUGCACACGCCCAAGGAGAGCCCGGCGGGCACACCCACCCCCACGCCGCCUUCCAGCCCCAGCGUCGGGGGCGUGCCCUGGAGGACGCGGCUCAACUCCAUCAAGAACAGUUUCCUGGGCUCCCCGCGCUUCCACCGCCGGAAACUGCAAGUCCCUACACCAGAGGAAAUGUCCAACCUGACCCCAGAGUCGUCCCCAGAGCUGGCCAAGAAGUCCUGGUUCGGCAACUUCAUCAACCUGGAGAAGGAAGAGCAGAUCUUUGUGGUCAUCAAGGACAAGCCACUGAGCUCCAUCAAGGCUGACAUCGUGCACGCUUUCCUCUCGAUCCCCAGCCUCAGCCACAGCGUCAUCUCCCAGACGAGCUUUCGGGCCGAGUACAAGGCGACAGGGGGCCCGGCCGUGUUCCAGAAGCCGGUCAAGUUCCAGGUGGAUGUUACCUACACAGAGGGGGGGGAGGCCCAGAAAGAGAACGGCAUCUACUCUGUCACCUUCACGCUCUUGUCAGGCCCCAGCCGACGCUUCAAGAGAGUGGUAGAGACCAUCCAGGCCCAGCUACUGAGCACGCACGACCAGCCAUCCGUCCAGCAACUGUCAGACAGCACACAUUGUAUGGAAAUGUUGACGGGGAGGCUUUCCAAGUGUGACGAGGAGAACGGGCAGGCGGCCCAGGCCUCCAGCGCGCCCGCCAAGCGCAGUGCCCCCGGCCCGGUCGGUGACUCGGCGACCGCUGGGCCCGGCCCCAUGGGAGACGCCGAGUGCCCGCCGCGUGGAGGGAGAGAGCUGGAGGCGCGAGAGCAGGGGGAGGGCGGCCGCCGCCCGUCAGGACCCGGCCGCCGGACUCCAUCGCUGCUGGACUCCGUCGCCCCUGGGGCCCCGCACCCCCUGGGCAGACCUUCUGCUCGGUUCCUGUCCUUCAGCGUCAGCACCCGGGGACGGCCGGGGCGGCCGGGCUGCGGCCGGCGGGCUCACCUGCAUGCCCCUGCUGUCCCGCCUCGCCGCCCGCCGCCCCCGUAUAUAGAUUUUAAUGCCUCUGUUCCACGAACCUCUACGGCAGACCGGGUCUCCAUCCUAGAACAGGUGCACGCCUGCAAAGCAAGCGCCACGCGGUGCAAGCAGGAGGGCUCGCCCGCAGACAGGCGCACCCGCCGGAAAGCAAUACCUCCCGCGAGCCCUCUUCUUUUGUACUUCGGACACGCGGCCACCACGAGACAAACGGACAGCCCCCCAGUGUACCCUUGUCAAUAA
Orycteropus afer afer is the source of this 3444-nucleotide messenger RNA. It is a transcript of the gene BRSK2, whose product is annotated as BR serine/threonine kinase 2. Gene Ontology annotation, biological process: protein phosphorylation; intracellular signal transduction; microtubule cytoskeleton organization. The transcript is spliced from 29 exons. Gene Ontology annotation, cellular component: cytoplasm. Lineage: Eukaryota; Metazoa; Chordata; Mammalia; Tubulidentata; Orycteropodidae. Bases 1 to 3444 code for a protein of 1147 amino acids. Gene Ontology annotation, molecular function: protein serine/threonine kinase activity; tau-protein kinase activity; ATP binding. The record is from RefSeq and is a predicted model, not a curated record.